Messenger RNA from Neltuma alba, 841 nucleotides. Its product is annotated as ATP-dependent RNA helicase glh-2-like. The record is from RefSeq and is a predicted model, not a curated record. NCBI's taxonomy places the organism in Eukaryota, Viridiplantae, Streptophyta, Magnoliopsida, Fabales, Fabaceae. The transcript has 3 exons. Bases 132 to 542 code for a protein of 136 amino acids.
AAAUCUUUGUUUUAGAUUUUCAAGGUUACGAAAUUUUCUUGUGCAGAUCGCUGGUUGCGGGGAGCUGAUACUGUUGCUUGCUCCUUGUUCCUUCUUUGGCGAAACCCUGACUCUCCUUUGGCUGAGUAAAGAUGAACGGCAGAGACGACAGUGAGGAGAAGGGUUUGCUGUGGAAACUUCCGGUGGUUAAGUCCAGGAAUCUCGGCAAGGUGGGACCUGCUUUUGGAGUUGGCGUCGGUUGUGGCUUCGGCGUCGGAGUUGGCCUUCUCGGAGGGGUGGGGCUUGGUCCUGGAAUACCUGGAUUGCAAAUUGGUUAUGGAUUUGGUGCUGGCUGUGGGGUUGGACUUGGGUUUGGGUAUGGAGUGGGGAGGGGAAUUGCUCAAGAUGAGAACAAAAGGCACUCAAAUGUUGGAAAUCCGUUCCGUAACUCAGGAAAUAUUCCUUCUCAGGACGAUAUUGCUGCACUUGUGGAUGAACUCGUCAUCAAUACCAAAAAGCUUAUUAGAACGACAACCAGAGAAAUUGAGAAGUGGAGAAGAUGAAUGGAAUUGAAUUUGCUGAUUUGUUUUAGGUAUAAUUGUUAAAACUAGUGAUAUAGCAAUUCAUAGCAACUACAAUAUAGCAUGUGUAGUCUGGUAUGAUAGUAGAUGAGAUGCUCAAAUAUAUAAGGAAUGUCAAUUCACAGCAACUACAAUAUAGCAUGUGUAGUCUGGUAUGAUAGUAGAUGAGAUGCUCAAAUAUAUAAGGAAUGUCAAUUCACAGCAACUACAAUAUAGCAUGUGUAGUCUGGUAUGAUGGUAGAUGAGAUGCUCAGAUAUAUAAUGAAUGUUCUUUUGUGUUA